Molecule: messenger RNA, 2785 nt
Organism: Dunckerocampus dactyliophorus (ringed pipefish)
Lineage: Eukaryota; Metazoa; Chordata; Actinopteri; Syngnathiformes; Syngnathidae
Product: SPRY domain-containing SOCS box protein 4-like
Exons: 4
Coding region: 591-1427 (278 amino acids)
Biological process (GO): intracellular signal transduction; proteasome-mediated ubiquitin-dependent protein catabolic process
Cellular component (GO): SCF ubiquitin ligase complex
Molecular function (GO): protein binding
Source: RefSeq, a predicted model, not a curated record
CAGCGGCAGUGAGGGACACAUGGACGUUGACAAUAUUUCUACCGAGGCAGGCUGAGGCUACGGAGAACAAAGAACGCCGAUCGAUUAUCUCUGAAUUGUCUGUCUAUAUGGUUAGUAGGCAUGUGAUCAAGCACCUUUCACGUUUAUUUUAAAACUUAGUGGCUAAUAACCGCGGCGUGUUGCGACUUGUUGGUUUUGUUGAGCAACGGGGGAAACUCGUCGGUGUGUUGUGGCGACUUUCUCCGAGCACUGUUACCGUCUGCUGGGGCAUCGGCGACUCAUGUCUUGCUGUUGACUGUGUACUGACCUCAUUUUGGACUGCAGACUGAGGACUAAGCAUUGCCACUCUUACUUGGCUGCUGAGAUUGUGUGUUCACAUGUCUGCGUGAGAGACUCCUGACUGGUGAAAUGCUUUCAUGGAGUCACAUUGUCCCUGGUAGAAGAGUGUGCAUGUGUUCAACUGCAUCUUUGCACACAGGGCCUCAUUUGCGCCCAUGAGUUAACGCCAGGAUUUCCCACUUACUCAUUAGGCUCUUUUGUCCAUCCCUUUCCCUGCCCUCUCUCCCCCAUUCCCUUAAAAGCACCUCACUAUGGGCCAAAAGAUCUCUGUAAGCAUCAAGUCAGUGGAUGUACAUGGCGAGCCUCCAUACCAGCCAGUGCAACGUGAACUACGAGGCCCAGAUUUCUGCCGGCCACCAAGAUUGGAUCUACUGCUGGACAUGCCUCUGGCCAGUCCUGAGACUCAGCUCUGCCACGCCUGGAACCCUGAUGAUAGGUCUCUCAACGUCUUUGUUAAAGAGGAUGACAAGCUGACCUUCCACAGACACCCAGUGGCUCAGAGCACAGACUGUAUCCGAGGUAAAUCAGGCUACACCAGGGGCCUCCAUGUUUGGAGGAUUCAUUGGCCAGCCAGACAGAGAGGCACCCACGCUGUGGUUGGAGUGGCCACAACUGAAGCACCUUUACACUCAGUGGGCUACACUGCUUUAGUGGGCUCAGAUUCAGAAUCCUGGGGCUGGGACCUAGGUCGGAACAGACUUUACCAUGAUGGGAAGACUCAACCAGCACCUUCGACAGCACCCACAUACCCUUGUUUCCUGGAGCCAGAUGAGUCAUUUGUGCUCCCAGACUCCCUGACAGUAAUACUUGACAUGGAUGAGGGCACACUGAGUUUCAUGGUUGACGGACAAUAUCUGGGAGUAGCGUUUCGGGGUUUAAAAGGCAAGAGACUGUAUCCCAUCGUCAGCGCUGUGUGGGGACACUGUGAAGUGACUAUUCGCUACAUCAACGGACUAGAUCCGGAGCCCCUCCCACUCAUGGAUCUAUGUAGAAGAGUGGCUCGACUGGCUCUCGGUCGGGAGCGCAUCCAUCACAUCGAUACGCUCCCGCUGCCUCAGACUCUCAAGGACUACCUCCAGUACCAGUGACUAUGGCAAACACACACACGUGGGGGGCACAUCUUUUUGUGUCAUGACCACCCUUCAGGCUGAAGUGAGGAUGCGACAAGGACUUUGACUUUGUCUAGAGGUUAAAGAUGACGCUUUUUAUAUUCUGGUUUUAAGGGCUUCUGUCUUUUUCUGGACAUACGAUCCACUGAGUUUAUGAAUGCAAAAAAAGACUCCAGUCGUCGCUCAUCAGACACAUGAAUGAAACAAACACACCUUGAUACCUUAAACAGUGUUGCUUGAGGCUACAGUUGAUUGUGGCAUAUAUUCUGCGCAGACUGGCGGCAUCAACAACUGGAAACGUGUUGUUGGUUGUGUGCGAUCCACGUGAAAAACGGCGAGCGGAAGACAAUCCAUACACACCUACAAGACCCGCUGUCACACCGCUUCAGUAGUGUGUGAACACUGUGGUACCAAUGCAUUACAUACAUACAGUUCAUGGAUGUCAUCACUGUAAACAAAGAAUCCUGCCCCUUUUGGACAGUCUAAGUCCCCCUCGUCUUCCCGACUUCAAUGCACUUUGUUGUCACAUUUGAAUGUUUCUCAUGAGAAGCAAACCUCCAUUUGACUCGAUGAACUUAAGGGACUUCAUGACACAGACUGUUGAUGCGCAUGCUUGAAGACAUUACUUACAGGAAACGCACCAAAACGGCACCCGACACUUCUGUUCUUUGUUAAGAGAUUUUCUUUUCCCCGUCGGUUUUAAAUGCUGCUUCUAGUGUUACCUGGCAUUACAAUUGUGGGUUUUUAACCCCCGUUUCUUUUUGAUAAUGAUCUUAUCGGAUUUUUAAAAUGUUUUUUUGGUUUUGUAGAUAUUGGUUUGCAGGGAUGACUCGCAGGUAUCGGAAGAAUUUUAUGCCAUUAGGAUUUUUAAAUUGUCAAUAAGAAUAAACUCACACCUCCUUACUUUGUGUGCUCUUUGAAUACCACAAGGCCAUUUCACACAGCCGUACCAGCCAAGAGUAGGAAGAAGCAGAGCUUCUUUAAUCCUCCCCCUUCUUCAUGUCCAUGACUGAUGGUUAACUCACACCGUAUCCUUUACAUCUUGACACAAUACUGUCUGCGUCAUUGAAAUUUUGUUCACUUCCUGUGUGAAAAGACGGGAAGGGUUUUGUGGGGGCGAGGGUUAAAAAUGACUAUUACUUGUGCAGUGUUAAGGAAAAGGAAAGAAGACAAAUAUUACAAUGAGGAUAAAAGGGAGAUUAAAAUGAAAGUUGAUAAUAGAGGAUAGAUAAGUUCAAGUGGGGACAUUAAGCAAAGCAAAUACACAGAAAAUACAUUCAUAAUUCAGAAAAUUUGUCACUAAUUUGCACAAUUCAUGAGUAGUUUUUGUAUAUGUU